Racocetra persica is the source of this 417-nucleotide messenger RNA. The record is from the annotation of a GenBank genome assembly. NCBI's taxonomy places the organism in Eukaryota, Fungi, Glomeromycota, Glomeromycetes, Diversisporales, Gigasporaceae.
AUGCUCCCACCACCUUCUGUGGCAUAUAAAAGUGCUACUGAACUUUUUUGGAGUACUCAAACAUUUGCUAUUUCUCAAAGUUAUAUACCAGUAAAAAAGAGAACAUGUAAAGAUUGUCAUGGCAAUUUGAAAAAUAUAACAUUGCGUUGUAACCAGGGUAGAGUUUACAACAGCUCUGAAAUACUUCAAAGACAAACAAGUAUCUGGUUGAUUGAUUGUUCUUUUGAAUUAUAUGCUGCUCAACAUGAUAACUUAUGGUAUAUAGAAGUUCAUAAUAAUAUCCAUAAUUAUGAUCCUUCAGAAGAUUUAUCAGGGCAUCCAAUGUCUCGUCAACUCACAAAGCAGCAAUUAAUAAAUGUUAAAGAAAUGACUGCCUCUGGCUCACAUCUCUGGGAAAUAAUAUCAACCAUCCGUUAA